UGGAACGGCAACCCCUUGCAAACACCACCUUCUCAGGUACCUGAGAGAGAUAUGGGAAACUGGGAGAUCUAUGAAGGCAUGGGUGCUUUUAUUUACAGAGGAAGCGAAGAAACCGUUAAUCGGCAGACACGAUGCAGAGUCAGGCGGUCCAAUGGUCAGGGCUGGCAGCAAAGGAGCGAAGUUAAGAGUCAACCUGAAGGUCAGAAGAAAGUAAAUCCACAACUAGGAAGCAGGAUGCAGGUCAAAGGUAGGAGCCAAGAAGCAUGGUCAGGGUCAAAGCCAAAGGUCAAAAGCCGAGACGUUUACCGGAAAUCAGGAACUGGUAA
Molecule: messenger RNA, 326 nt
Organism: Pelobates cultripes (western spadefoot toad)
Lineage: Eukaryota; Metazoa; Chordata; Amphibia; Anura; Pelobatidae
Source: the annotation of a GenBank genome assembly